CAAACUCUCAACAUGAACUCCUUGAUCGUUCUCGCUAUCGUUGCAUUCGCAGCAACCGCAUCUGCCUCUGUCCACGGACUCGGUCUUGGUCUUGGACUUGGAUAUGGAUAUGGACACGGUGCUUUCGUCCACCCCCAUGCCCUUAGUCCAGUCGGACCAUCUGGAGUUGUCACUGGAGCAGGUGCCGCUGGACCAUCCGGAGUUGUAACUGGUGCUGGUGCCGUUGGACCCGCCGGUGUAGUUAACGGACAUGGUGCAGUAGGACCAACUGGACCUAAUGGACAUGGAGCUGCUUGGGCUGCACCAUUGGCUUUGGGAUUAGGACAUGCUGGUGCUGGUUGGGGACUCGGCGGAUGGGGACAUGGUUUGGGAGCCGGUGCUGGUCAUUGGGGCCUCCAUGGUUAAA
Messenger RNA from Diorhabda sublineata, 406 nucleotides. RefSeq names its product collagen alpha-2(I) chain-like. Bases 13 to 405 code for a protein of 130 amino acids. The record is from RefSeq and is a predicted model, not a curated record. The transcript has 2 exons. Lineage: Eukaryota; Metazoa; Arthropoda; Insecta; Coleoptera; Chrysomelidae.